This is a messenger RNA of Phanerochaete carnosa HHB-10118-sp, 1955 nucleotides long. RefSeq lists its product as uncharacterized. The transcript has 8 exons. Gene Ontology annotation, molecular function: NADP binding; N,N-dimethylaniline monooxygenase activity; flavin adenine dinucleotide binding. Bases 1 to 1803 code for a protein of 600 amino acids. NCBI's taxonomy places the organism in Eukaryota, Fungi, Basidiomycota, Agaricomycetes, Polyporales, Phanerochaetaceae. The record is from RefSeq and is a predicted model, not a curated record.
AUGACCUCGUUAACCGACACACAUUCCAUUACCGCAAACUGGCUCGCAGCAUUCGCCCGCGCAAUCAGUGAUGGCGAUGCACAGCGUGUCGCAGCGACGUUCCUUCCAGAGGGCUGGCUAAGGGACGUUCUCACUUUCGUCUGGGACACCCGCUCCCUUCGUGGACGAGAGGCAAUCCAGCGCUACCUUACAGAAUCGAACCAUCUCUCCCAAGCCCAGAUUUUCAAUAUCGCUCUCGAGACAGACCCGUUUUACACACCGCGCGAGUCGUUCGCUCCAACAGGUGACCGGGUUGGUGUCGAGACCGGGUUCAAGUACGAGACGCGAUAUGCUAUCUGCCGAGGCUAUGCACACUUGCGGCAGGUUGAGGAUGGCACUUGGCAAGCUAUCACCGUUGGCAUGAUUGCGCUCGACCUCAAAGCACAUCCUGAGCCGAUGAACGUCGCUCUCGACUGGGAAGCCUCCGGUCGGACCUGGGAUGUGCUCGAGGCUGAACGAAAGGCGAAGAUCGAGACUGACCCUCAUGUUCUCAUUAUUGGAGCUGGACAAUGUGGCUUGAGCACUGCUGCGAGGUUCCGGCAGAUGGACAUCCCGACCUUGGUCAUUGAGAAGAAUGCGCGCAUCGGCGACAAUUGGAAAAAGAGGUACAAGAGUCUUGCCCUUCAUACUCCGGACUUCUAUUCUCCAAUGUUGUAUCAGCCCUUCCCGUCUGAUUGGCCCGAGUACGCGCCAAGGGAUAAACUCGCGAGCUGGUUUGAGUCGUAUGCCGUCAACCAGCACCUUACUAUCUGGACGAAGAGCACCCUCGCUGCGCAGCCCCAAUAUGAUGAAUCCGAGGGUGUCUGGCACGUCUCCAUCGAUCGCGACGGCAAGAAUGUGACGCUGCGCCCCAAGCACAUCGUGCUCGCAACGGGCGUACUCGGCGCGCCACGAGUGCCCGACCUACCCGACCAGACCAGCUUCGCAGGCACGGUACUGCACGCGGCACAGUUCGUCGAACCUGCGCCCUUCGCAGGUAAACGCGUUAUUGUCGUCGGCGCCGGGAAUUCGUCUAUCGACAUCUGCCAGGACCUCGCCACGGGAGGUGCGGCGUCGGUGACCAUGGUGCAGCGCUCGCAGACUUGCGUCGUCUCGCGAAGCUCUGUCAAGGGUGACAUGCGGCACAACUGGCUCCCUGGCGAGCCCGUUGCUGUCGGCGACUUCAAGUUCUCGGCGCAGCCGCUCGGGUUCUUCAAGGAGAUGGCCCAGAGUAUGCCUGAGGUACUCUGGGCGCGCGAGAAGGAGCUACACGACAAAUUACGCAAAGGCGGACUCAAUUUGUACUUAGGGCCCGAGGGGGAGGGGCAAUUUCUCAUGGUCUUUGAGCGCGGUGGAGGCUACUGGAUGGACAAGGGUGGGGCGGACCUCAUUGCGUCGGGUCAAAUCAAGAUCAAGCAAGGCUCUAGUCCGAAGUCCUUCGCGACAGACGGCUUGAUCUUUUCCGACGGAUCCAAGCUACCCGCGGAUGUGGUGAUAUUUGCGACGGGCUACGAGCUCCUUCGCGAUGUCCAAAAGCACACUUUCGGUGAGGGGGUGAUUGACCGCACGAGCGAGACCUGGGGACUUGACGAAGAGAGCGAAAUCAAUGGAUGUUUUAGGCCCUCAGGCCAUCCAGCGCUAUGGUACGCCAUUGGGGAUUUCUUCAACUGUCGGUUUAUGUCAAAGCAGCUGGCUAUUCUGAUCAAGGCGGCUGAACUGGGGUUGUAUAAUCCUGAGCAAGAUCAGCGAAAGGUGACUGUAGACGCCCCGAGGGCGAAGAUGUAGCGAAAAGUCGCGCCUCGAAAUACCCUGUUCCGGCCUCGACUUUUUGACAAUGUCUUUGCCGAUAUGUAGUAUGUCAUAAUGAAAUGGACUGGCAUAAAUGCCCAAUUUAGCUUCGAUGCUCCCAUCAGUGAGGAGAGAGCUAGAAACUGCAU